Messenger RNA from Symbiodinium necroappetens, 2082 nucleotides. The record is from the annotation of a GenBank genome assembly. NCBI's taxonomy places the organism in Eukaryota, Dinophyceae, Suessiales, Symbiodiniaceae.
GCCUCAGGUCCUGGUGUCGCUCGGGCGCUCGCGGCGCUGGGACGCUUGGCGAAAGCGAAAGAGCAAGUGGAGGCCCUCUCCGACUUGGAGCGCGCUCUGUCGUCCCAGAAGGCCGCUCUCUUGCAGCAGCUGACACGCACAGCCUGUGUCAAUGCGGCGCUCACUGCCUGUCGCCUCGGAUCAGCAUGGCAGGUGGCCCUGGAGGCUUUGCGGAAAAUGCUUCGUGGCGGAGGAUCGACACCGAGUCCUGAUCACAUCACAUUUGCCACCUGCAUACUCGUCCGACCCUCAGCCCGUUGUCGCUGGAAUUUGGCCUUCGUGCUGAUGGAGGCCAUGGGAUCGCAUCGAAUUCCCUUGACCACCGGGGUCUUCAAUGCUGCUCUCAUUUGCUUACAACGUUCGCAGCAAUGGCAGGCUUCGCUGCAACUUCUGGAAGGUAUGGAUGACCACGCUGUUCAACCGGACCUGGUGAGCGUGAACUCAGUGCUGGCUUCCUGCGGCGCUGCAACCAACUGGCUUCUGGUCCUCGGCCUGCUCAACGAGGCGCGUACUCGCUAUGACAUCGGUCCACUGUCGACUGUGAGCUACAAUACGGCACUGGCUGCGUGCGGACGUCUGAUCCUCAAAGGAGCCUUGCUCUGGCAAGCCAGCAUUUUCCUUUUGGAGGAGCUCCGCCGUCGGGUCGCCUUGAGCUCCGCAGCACGAGGACUCUCGCGGCCACUGAAGCUUAAAGGGGCGCCGGUGCUUCUGCUGGACGAUGAUGAGUGCCCACUUCCGCCUGGCGAAGGCCUCACCGCGGUCGUUGGUUGCCUUCUGCCGGGUUGCAACGCAGCCCUUUCGGGCUGUGAAAGAGCUUCGCAGUGGCUCAAGGCCCUCGAUCUCCUGGCAGCUAUGAACGUCGACAAGGACUCACCAUGGACGCAGGUCGUCAGCUACAACACGUGCAUCAGUGCAUGCGAGAAGGCUACCAGUUGGACAUGGGCCCUGCAUCUUCUCGUAUCGCUUUCCUCGGAUCUUGGACGACCUCCGGAUGCAAUCAGCCUGAACAGCACCGCGCUGGCUUUGACCAGGGCAACACGAUGGCCGGCGGCGGUGGAGCUACUUUGCUUAGCCCAGAAGUUGGGCUCCAUUCGGCUGAACGCUGUCAGCAGCCUGGCGCUCGUCACUGCUUGUGGCCAGGGCGGCCUUUGGCAGCGCGCGUGCGACCCCUGGCAAGAGCAGUGGCAGCGGCUGAGCGACGACCCGGUCACGCAGCGGAACGUGUACAACGCGACGAUGAGUGCGUGUGAGCAGUCCCGCCGAUGGGCAGAGGCCCUCGAUCUGUUGCGAACGUGGUGGAGCAAGUCGAUGGUGUUGGACCAGGUUGCCGUCAACACCGCUGCAAGUGCAUGUGCGCUGCGCUGGGAAGUGGCGCUAGAAGUUCUACGAACGUACAGGCUCUUCUCAGCUUCGGAUCCAGAAGGUGCAGCAGGUCUCAGUGCUGUGGGCUUUGGCUGUGCUGCUGCGGGAGCCUGGGUGUGGGCCCUGCGCUUGCUUGACCGAGCCAGCCAGCAACAAGGAUGGUGGUCGAAGCAUGCUGCUGCCCACAUUGGUGGCCUUGCUGUGGCCCUGCUGGGAGCAGUUCGGGCAUGCGAGAACUACUUGCAGGCGCCGACGCUGCAUCGCUUGCUGCGGCGUCGGCCCACAAAGGCUUGCAGUGGAGCUCGGCUGCUGCUGUGGGACAUGCUGAGCCCUUUGCCAGGUUUGAAAGACGAAGGGCUGCGAGCAGAGCUAUCAGAGAUGUUCCACAGGCAUCAGCUGAGCUUCAGCCUCGUCUCGCCGGCCAUGUUUUGGGGCCACGGCAUCGCACUGCUUGCUGUGAGGAAGUCACUUGAAACGGACUUGGUGGCCAAGGGGCAAAGCUCUGCAAGCACCGUGCGUGAUCCAGAUGGGUUGAAACUUGUCGUCUUUGCGAAGACGGCGCAGCUUAUCCGCGCAAGGCUGCUGGCUGUUGGUUAUGACAAUUGCCUCGUUGCCCAGCGCAUCAACCUAGCCUGCGCAGACCUGCAAACCUGGUGGAUGGCUGGCUGGCAGCUCAGGUAG